Messenger RNA from Saimiri boliviensis boliviensis (Bolivian squirrel monkey), 956 nucleotides. RefSeq names its product LHFPL tetraspan subfamily member 5 (gene LHFPL5). The record is from RefSeq and is a predicted model, not a curated record. Lineage: Eukaryota; Metazoa; Chordata; Mammalia; Primates; Cebidae. Gene Ontology annotation, cellular component: plasma membrane. Gene Ontology annotation, biological process: detection of mechanical stimulus involved in sensory perception; sensory perception of sound.
UGCUUCUAGGCCUCCAUCCACAAAGCCACGGACUUGCAGCCCACGGGACCCCAGCCCAGGGCCUGCUGCCCUCACCAUGGUGAAAUUGCUGCCGGCCCAGGAGGCAGCCAAGAUCUACCAUACCAACUAUGUGCGGAACGCGCGGGCCGUGGGCGUGAUGUGGGGCACGCUCACCAUCUGCUUCUCCGUGCUGGUCAUGGCCCUCUUCAUCCAGCCCUACUGGAUCGGCGACAGCGUCAACACACCGCAAGCAGGCUACUUCGGCCUUUUCUCCUACUGCGUGGGUAACGUGCUGUCCUCCGAGCUCAUCUGCAAAGGCGGUCCCCUAGAUUUCUCCUCCAUCCCCUCUAGAGCCUUCAAGACUGCCAUGUUCUUCGUGGCCUUGGGCAUGUUCCUCAUCAUUGGCUCCAUCAUCUGCUUCAGCCUGUUCUUCAUCUGCAACACAGCCACAGUCUACAAGAUCUGUGCAUGGAUGCAGCUGGCUGCCGCCACAGGCCUAAUGAUUGGCUGCCUGGUCUACCCUGACGGCUGGGACUCAAGUGAGGUGCGGCGCAUGUGUGGGGAGCAGACGGGCAAGUACACGCUGGGCCACUGCACCAUCCGCUGGGCCUUCAUGCUGGCCAUCCUCAGCAUUGGCGACGCUCUCAUCCUCUCCUUCCUGGCCUUCCUGUUGGGCUACCGGCAGGACAAGCUCCUCCCUGAUGACUACAAGGCAGAUGGAACCGAGGAGGUAUGAAGCAGAAGGAGCUGAAGGGUCGGUCAUCAUCUACUUCUCAGACAAUGGAAAACUAGGUAAUUGAAUUCUUCAGAGUUAAGAACUUGUUCUUCCAAGUUUCCUUGUUCCUGGAUGCUCUAGGCCUGAAGGCUGAAGCCUUUUGUUGUAACACUAAAACCGGACAGUCUCCUGAGACAAGACCUCCUACUGUACUCUUUCAGGUGAAGCAGAACUGCAAUGA